This is a messenger RNA of Oncorhynchus mykiss (rainbow trout), 2537 nucleotides long. RefSeq names its product nuclear envelope integral membrane protein 1 (gene nemp1). Lineage: Eukaryota; Metazoa; Chordata; Actinopteri; Salmoniformes; Salmonidae. Gene Ontology annotation, cellular component: nuclear envelope. The record is from RefSeq and is a predicted model, not a curated record.
GUUUCUGUAACAAGAACCACGUGGUUUCGGUGUAGACUUCUGUCAUGGCGGGAUACAUGAAAUGGAAAAAUGGACCCCUCUCCAAAAUAGUUUUGCUAAUUGUGUUUUUGUGUAUGUUAGGUUCACACCAAACCUCAGGAAGUAAUAUCAACAUAAUCAAUAUCAAAGAUGGCCAGGAGUCUGACAGAACAGGGUCGAGUCACUUCUGCUAUCUCAACCCAAUUGUUCCAGGUUGGAAGGAAACAUGGACAAGAAUCCAGAUUCGAGUAUGGAGCUCGAAACAGCUGAAGGUGACUGUUGUGGAGGAUGAGGAGAAGCUGCAGGAACUAGAACACUUCAGUGUCUGGGGUCUUGUGCAGUACCUAAUGCUUGAGCAGACCAAUGAAACCACCAUCAGCAUCAGCCUGUUCAGCCCAAAGACCUGCUUCAAGAUCGACCCCAUCAACCUUGGAGCACAAUACACUGUAAUGCCCAUACGAAAAUUUGACAUUUACAUGUUUGUGACAUUCCUGGCUGGAGUGCUGUUAUUCAUCUUUGCAGACUCACUCAGCAGGAGUCAGGUAUUCUAUUACUCUGCUGGCAUGAGCACAGGUAUGAUUGCCUCCCUUAUCAUCCUCAUCUUCAUCAUGGCACGCUUUCUGCCCAAGAAAAGCCCAUUUUACAUGGUAAUAGUUGGUGGCUGGUCCUUUUCCAUUUACAUCAUCCAGCUUGUGUUCAGGAACCUGCAGAUGAUUCUGAGAGAGCACUGGCACGUGGCUUUUGGCUAUGCUGCAGUGGUUGGGUUUAUCAGUUUUGCCGUGUGCUAUCGUCAUGGCCCUCUUGUGGAGGAAAGGAGUAUAAAUAUCCUGUCCUGGACACUGCAGUUGUUUGGCCUGCUACUGAUCUACAGUGGGAUCCAGGUUCAGCAAGUGGCGUUGGCCAUCAUCGUGGCUGCCUUCUGCUCUAAGAACCUGGAGUAUUCCAUUUCAUUGAUUCUUCUGGCUUGGCGCAAAGUCACGCCAACUCUGCGCUGGAAGCCAGAGCCUCGUCGGCUGCUGACUGAAGAGGAGUUCCAGAAACAGGGGGAGGUGGAGACGCAGCAUGCCCUGGAGGAGCUGAGGAAGUACUGCAGCAGUCCAGACUUCAGCAAAUGGAAGACCGUCUCUCGACUUGCGUCCCCAAAAAGGUUUGCCGAUUUUGUGGAGGGAUCACCUCACCUGAUAUCGAAUGAGGUUUCUGUGCACGCGCAGGAAUAUGGAUCGUUCUUUGAGGAUGAUUUCUUUGACACGGAUGAGGAAGAUGAUGAUGAGGAGAAUAUGAUGAAUGAUUUGAAAAAAGAAGACCUUGGAUGGAAAGACAGAGACUUGUGAAGGUGAAUAGAUGUGGUUAUUUUCCUGUAGCAAGGUUAAUGGAGCAUAGUGCUGACUGGCUUUCUACCCCUACAGCUCUCUUCCAACCAUAAGACAGGUGCUCAUGAAUCGCCAUGGAGAUGGUGGAAUCUGGCCAUUGCUAGGCCUGUGAGCUAAUGUCUGGCGUCCAGGUUGCGGCAGACAUAUUGUACACUGAGUGUACAAAACAUUAGUAACACCUUCUUAAUAUUGAGUUGCUCCCCCUUUUGCCCACAGAACAGCCUCAGUGGACUCUACAAGGUGUUGAAAGCGUUCCACAAUGGUGCUGGCCCAUGUUGACUCCAAUGCUUCCCACAGUUGUGUCAAGUGGGCUGGAUGUCCUUUGGGUGGUGGACCAUUCUUGAUACACACGGAAAACUGUUCAGCUUAAAAAACCCAGCAGCGUUGCAGUUCUUGACGCACUCAAAUCGGUGCGCCUAUACCCUAUUCCAAGGAACUUACAUUUUUGUCUUGCCCAUUCACCCUCUGAAUGGCACACAUACACACACAAUUCAUGUUUCAAUUGUCUCAAGGCUUAAAAAUAAAAAAAAGUUACCUGUUUUCUCCCCUUCAUCUACACUGAUUGAAGUGGAUUUAACAAGUGACAUUAAGAAGGGGUCAUAGCUUUCUCCUGGUCAGUCAGUCAUGGAAAGAGCAGGUGUUCCUGAUGUUUUGUAUACUCAGUGUAGAUUGCUUAUGGCAACCACCUGUUUUGGUUAUCGACACAGAGCCAGAUUCUGACUUGAGAAAUGAGACUGUAGUGUUUCUCAAAUUAGGAUUGAGUCCUGUGUUUGAAUUAAUCUGAGAAAUGUAUUGGUCAGUAAGUAAAGGUUUAUGACCACUAAGAAUGGGGUAUUUUAUUUUCUUGGAGGAAUGUCACAACUUUAUCUUGGUCUUAACUGCAAGGUCAUUUUUUUGACAUUUGUUAUCUUUGGUAUUAUUGUUGAUUUUACGUUAAAAAAAAAUUGUCAUCAAACACGUGCCGAUGUAAACGGGGAGCAAUUCAUAGCUGACAAGUUAAAAAAACACAAAAAAAGGCAAACUGACAUCUGUUUGGGAAGAAAUUCAUAUUUUGGUAUUUAAAGCAUGAUGUUUAUAGCCAUUGAGCCUGAAUUUAUAUCAUUUUAAAAAUGUACGGGAAUAAAAACAGUAAUGUGUAAGUGUACCAUU